Messenger RNA from Gadus morhua (Atlantic cod), 1359 nucleotides. RefSeq names its product guanylate kinase 1b (gene guk1b). Bases 160 to 876 code for a protein of 238 amino acids. Gene Ontology annotation, biological process: purine nucleotide metabolic process. Gene Ontology annotation, cellular component: cytosol. Gene Ontology annotation, molecular function: GMP kinase activity. The record is from RefSeq and is a predicted model, not a curated record. Lineage: Eukaryota; Metazoa; Chordata; Actinopteri; Gadiformes; Gadidae. The transcript is spliced from 9 exons.
ACACACACACGUACACUCAAACACACACACAUACACACAAACACAUACACACACAUCCACAGUACAGUAUAUUAAGUACCUCUGUCAAACACUCCUCUGUUAUCCAGUCUACGGUAGAACAAUUCCCCCCAACAGAGCUCCAGUACUGACAAACAAGCGAUGGCAGGACCCAGGCCUGUUGUGCUGAGCGGACCCUCCGGAGCGGGGAAGAGCACUCUGAUGAAGAGGCUACUGAAGGACUACGAGGGGGUCUUUGGCUUCAGCGUGUCACACACAACCAGGAAACCUCGACCAGGAGAAGAAGAAGGAAAAGGCUUGAACAUGCUCCCUAUGCUUCUGGGGGCUACAUUACUGCCCGUAGCAGACGUCUUCUCCUCUAAGGACGUAGUUAUGUCCACCGCAAUUUCGGAGGGGAGAAAGGUGACCUGCCCGCCCGACUACCACUACACAACCAGGGAAGCAAUGCAGGAGGGGAUUGACAACGGAGAUUUCAUUGAGAAUGCAGAAUUCUCCGGAAACUUGUAUGGAACAAGUAAGUCUGCGAUUGAGGAUGUGCGGGCUCAGAACCUCAUCUGUAUCCUGGACGUGGACAUCCAGGGGGUGCGAAACAUAAAGAAGACCGACCUCGACCCCAUUUACAUCUCCAUCCAGCCCCCCUCCAUGGAAAUCCUGGAAACACGUUUGCGAGACCGGCAGACGGAGACAGAGGAGAGCCUACAGAAGCGUCUAGAGGCAGCGCGGCAGGACAUGGAGCUCAGUAAGGAGCCAGGUGUGUUUGAUGUGGUUAUCAUCAAUGAUGACUUAGACAAGGCCUACGAGGAGUUGACAGCCAUCCUCAUUGAUGAAAUCAAAAAAGUGCAGGAAGUAAAGUCCUAAGAGGUGAUCAGCAGAGAUCUGGUCUUGCUCUCUAUGAGGUCCUCCUCAAGAGGACCAACCUGAAGAAACUUCGAUCACUACCCAGCACCCAAGAGAAGAGCCUCACCUGAUGGAUCAAUAUGGAGUUCCAAGCUGAGCUAAUUGUGCACAUGAAGCCACUUAUGUUUGAAUAACUGUUCAAUUAAAAACUAGUCCAUAUAUUUUCGGGUUGUUUUUUCUUAAUUUUCUCAAUAGUGUUACCCAUUAGAGAUGUAGGCUACAAUGUAAUAAGUGGUCCAAAACCCAACAUAUCUAUGCCUCGUAGUAUACCAUGGAAAAGUAACAAGGAACUUCUGCCAAAAUGUUAUCUUAAUGAAUAAAGAUUAUGCAUUAGCCUGCUCCAUAUUCUAGGGUUAGAGUAUAAACUGGAAGAUACAUAACAUCAAUGUGCAUCGCUUUAACGCAAUGAUAAUGGAUUAAAUUUCAACUGCCUAAUAAAACGAA